This is a messenger RNA of Fusarium coffeatum, 1590 nucleotides long. RefSeq lists its product as uncharacterized. Gene Ontology annotation, biological process: transmembrane transport. The transcript is spliced from 7 exons. The record is from RefSeq and is a predicted model, not a curated record. Gene Ontology annotation, cellular component: membrane. NCBI's taxonomy places the organism in Eukaryota, Fungi, Ascomycota, Sordariomycetes, Hypocreales, Nectriaceae. Bases 1 to 1590 code for a protein of 529 amino acids. Gene Ontology annotation, molecular function: transmembrane transporter activity.
AUGGACCCUCCCAAAGAAGAGUUCAAAGCUGGGCCAAUCCAUCACGAUGGCUCCGUCCUCGAGGCCAGCCAUUCUGAGUACGAUACCGAUGAUGCGUAUCUCAACUCUCUUGGAAAGUCGGCCGAGUUGCAUCGCGUCUACAAUUUCUGGACACUAUGCGCUUACCAAGUUAUGAUCAGCGCGACAUGGACAUGCGUCGUCGUUUUCUACGGAGUAAUUUUUGAUGUCGGCGGUCCAGCCUCCCUUCUAUACGGGUCCAUUAUCGUCGCCAUCGGCCAAACCCUACUCAUGGCCUCACUCGCUGAAUACUGUGGAAUCUGGCCUACAGCUGGUGGUCAGCAAUUCUACGUGCAGAAGCUCGCUACUGAAAAGUAUAGACCGUUUCUAUCAUACUUCGUCGGAUGGUGUCUGCUUCUGGCUGAGACUGCUACUGGAUCAUCGUGCGCCUUGAACACAGCUAACAUCAUUGGUACCAUGGUGUCCAUCUUUCACCCAAAUAUUGAUUGGAAGCCUUACCAAACACUUUUGAUAUAUUUUGGACUGUUGACUAUCCCGUUCUUGAUGAACUUGAAGCCCAGUGCGCUUCCUUUCUACAGCUCCGUCGGCGCCGUUUUCACGAUCCUGGGCUUUUUUGGCUGGGCUAUUACUCUGCUCGCCACAGCUCCCAAAUCCAGCGCCAAAUUCGUAUUUGCUAAGUUCAUAAAUAAUUCGGGAUACACCAAUAGCGGAUGGGUUUUCAUACUCAGCUUCUAUAGUCCUCUGUAUGGCCUUUAUGGUACGGAUAGCAUGAUGCAUUUGGUUGAGGAGAUGAAGAAUGCGUCUCAAGAUGCACCAAGAGCCAUGGUUUGGUCCAUGGCCCUUUCUGGAAUUGCUACUAUCGUCACUGAUCUUAUUUUACUAUUUUGUUGUGGCAAUUACGCCGAGUAUGUGACAUCCUUGUCACCUUAUGUCACUUGGUUCUCGGACGUGGCGGGAAAUGAGUACGCUGGUAUCUACAUCGCGAUCGUCUUUGCCGUUGUAAAUCUACUUGUUUGCACCGGUAUUCUGUCUUCGUGCUCCCGUCUUGGAUGGCGCAUGGCAGAGGACAAUGCAUUCCCAUGGUCCCAUCGUCUUGUUAAGAUCGACCACAAGCUACAAAUCCCUUUAAACUUUAUCUAUGCUAUUAUGGUGGUUGAGGUUAUUAUUGGACUUAUCUCUCUAGGCAGUGAAUUAGCCUACAACGCCAUUGUCAGUGGUGCUGGAGUUUGUUUCGCCCUUGCCUAUGCGAUACCAGUAACAGUUGCUCUUGUCCGAGGUCGUUCAAUUCUGCCCCCUCGCCCCCACUUCGAUCUUGGCAGAUGGGGAUACUUUGUGAACUACGUUGCCGUUGCAUGGGCUUUACUGACUAUUGUCAUCUACGUCAUGCCGUUAUAUCUUCCGGUCACAGGUGAGAAUAUUGGCAAUAUGAACUGGGCCGCACUUAUUGUUGGUGCAACGUUUCUGUUCUCUGGUGUUUGGUGGAUAUUCGGAGCAAGACAUCGAUACCUCAAGAAUGUGCAGGUUGAUAUCGAUCCGGUCUCUAUCGCAGUCCAGCAGUCCAGCAGUUCUUGA